AUGAUUAAUGAAGAAAUAUCAACAAUUUUUGUUGUCGGUUUUCCUGACGAUAUGCAAGAGCGAGAGUUUCAAAAUAUGUUCAUUUUCUCACCAGGUUUCGAAGCUGCAACCUUAAAGAUUCCUCAAAAGGAUUCUUCGGAUGAUGAUGCAUCUGCCAAUGGUAGCUCUAUCGGAAAUGGAACAAUUAAUGGGAAUGGGAAUAAUGCACGGAAGCAAAUCAUUGGCUUUGCCAAAUUUCGUACUAGGCUUGAAGCGCUUGAAGCUCGUGACAUUCUUAGCGGCAGAAAAGUUGAUGCCGAAAAGGGUUCUGUCCUCAAAGCUGAAAUGGCAAAGAAAAACUUGCAUACCAAACGUGGCCUCUCUAACGAACAGAAUACUACUUUUCCUCUACUUCCUCCCAAUAAACGGUUUUCUGCGCCAAACAAUAUUAAUACUGCCACCGCUACGUAUGAUGCUUUUCAUUCUGUACCUCCUCCUUUUGCACCUCCACUUCCAAGUGAUUUACUAUCUCCUCAAGAUUACGGGUAUGAUUUUUAUUCAGACGUCAGCGUUUAUACUCCCACAACACCUACUACGCCCGUUUUUCCUGAUCAAACACCUUUCUCUUCUGCUCGUGGCUCUUUCGAUGCAACUAAUGGCGCUAUUGGUGGUUUGGUCGGCGCACCUUCUUCACGUCCUAUUAAUAACAGUGUUAGAUAUGGAAAAGGCUUUUUUGACAAUGGCGGCGAUGAUUGGAAUUGUUACCUUUCAUCAAAAUCAAAUCCUGUCGAAAUAGGUUCCAAGACCGCAAAGAAUCAAUCAAAUGGAUUUAAUUCCGCUUUACUAGUUGGUGAUGACUUGCCCCAUGCAAUGUCUACCCUUUCCAUUAAUACCACUAUUCCCUCAUCAGUUGUCUCUUCAUCCCCGUCAAUUCCUUCUCCUGGUUUUCGUCCUCCUAAUCCUGCUGACCAAAAUCCACCAUGCAACACUUUAUAUGUCGGUAAUUUGCCAAUGAAUACCUCAGAAGAUGAACUCAAACAAAUGUUUUCACGCUGUCCUGGUUUCAAACGUAUGUGUUUUCGUACGAAACAAAAUGGGCCAAUGUGUUUUGUUGAAUUUGAGGAUGUUCAUUAUGCAACUCAGGCAAUGAAUGAACUCUAUGGUAACCCACUUAGUAAUUCGGUCAAAGGGGGAAUUCGGUUGAGUUUCUCCAAGAACCCAUUGGGAGUAAGAAGCAAUAAUAAUGGAAGUCAUACUAGUCUCAAUAGUUUCAACGGAGAAAGAAGAGGUUCAGCUUAUAGUCUCACUGAUCGCAGAGAUUCUACCUUCAGUUUGGAUAGACGAGAUAGUACUUAUAGUUUGACUGAUAAUCGUAGAGAUUCUUUUAGUUUAGAAAGAAGAGAUUCUACUUUCAGUUUAGGAGGUAGAGAUUCUGGUACUGCUUUUAGUCACGCUGACCGUUUUAAUUUAGAAAGAAGGGAUUCCUUCUUGGGACCUGAAAGAAGAGAUUCUUUAUUUUUCGCUCCAGAAAGAAGAAAUUCUUUCUCUUUCGAUCCACAAUUGGCAUAA
Funneliformis mosseae is the source of this 1548-nucleotide messenger RNA. Lineage: Eukaryota; Fungi; Glomeromycota; Glomeromycetes; Glomerales; Glomeraceae. The record is from the annotation of a GenBank genome assembly.